Columba livia (rock pigeon) is the source of this 3850-nucleotide messenger RNA. It is a transcript of the gene LARS1, whose product is annotated as leucyl-tRNA synthetase 1. Gene Ontology annotation, molecular function: ATP binding; leucine-tRNA ligase activity; aminoacyl-tRNA deacylase activity. Gene Ontology annotation, biological process: leucyl-tRNA aminoacylation. The transcript has 32 exons. NCBI's taxonomy places the organism in Eukaryota, Metazoa, Chordata, Aves, Columbiformes, Columbidae. The record is from RefSeq and is a predicted model, not a curated record. The coding region runs from base 132 to 3665 and encodes 1177 amino acids.
UCCCCCCGCCCGCUGCCUUGGUACGGCCCGGCCCGGCCCCGCCGCCUUGGUACGGCCCGGUCGGCGGCGGGAGCUGCGGCCCCGCCCCGUGCGGGGUGCGUGCGCUCCGCUCAACUUCCGGCAGCGGCAGCAUGGCGGAACGUAAAGGGACAGCAAAGGUCGAUUUCCUGAAGAAAAUUGAAAAAGAGAUCCAGCAAAAGUGGGAUGAUGAGCGAGUCUUUGAGAUUGAUGCUUCGGAUAGGCAGGACCAGAAGAGCAAAGGGAAGUUCUUUGUUACUUUUCCUUAUCCGUACAUGAACGGCCGCCUUCACCUGGGACACACAUUUUCUUUAUCUAAAUGUGAGUUUGCAGUUGGGUAUCAGCGGCUCAAGGGAAAGAACUGCUUGUUUCCGUUUGGGCUACACUGCACUGGGAUGCCUAUAAAGGCUUGUGCAGAUAAACUGAAACGGGAGAUGGAAUUGUACGGCUGCCCGCCGGAAUUUCCUGACGAGGAGGAGGAGGAGGAGGAGAGCUCUGCUAAAAAAGAAGAAGAAAGUAUCAUCAAAGACAAAGCAAAAGGCAAGAAGAGCAAGGCCGCGGCCAAGGCGGGCUCUGCCAGGUACCAGUGGGCGAUCAUGAGGUCUCUGGGGCUGUCUGAUGAAGAAGUGGUCCGGUUUUCCGAGGCUGAGCACUGGCUGCAUUAUUUCCCUCCCCUCGCCAUCCAGGAUCUGAAGAGCAUGGGGCUGAAGGUGGAUUGGCGGCGUUCUUUCAUCACAACAGAUGUUAACCCUUACUAUGAUUCCUUUGUGCGAUGGCAGUUUCUUACGUUAAAGGAAAGGAAUAAGAUUAAGUUUGGGAAACGAUACACAAUUUACUCUCCAAAAGAUGGGCAGCCUUGCAUGGAUCAUGACAGGCAAACAGGAGAGGGUGUCGGGCCUCAGGAGUAUACGCUAAUAAAAAUGAAGGUGUUGGAUCCUUAUCCCGCAAAGCUAAGUGGCCUGAGAGGUAAAAACAUCUUCCUGGUGGCUGCGACGCUCCGGCCAGAGACCAUGUUUGGCCAGACCAACUGCUGGGUGCGCCCGGAUAUGAAGUACAUCGGCUUCGAAACCAGGAGCGGGGAAAUCUUCAUCUGUACGCAGAGGGCGGCCCGGAACAUGUCCUACCAGGGCUUCACCAAGGUUAACGGCGUCGUGCCCGUUGUCAAGGAGCUGAUGGGAGAGGAGAUCCUGGGCGCUGCGCUUGCUGCACCCCUCACCACCUACAGAGUUAUAUACGCGCUUCCCAUGCUCACGAUCAAGGAGGAUAAAGGAACUGGAGUGGUGACGAGUGUUCCCUCUGAUGCUCCAGAUGACAUUGCAGCCCUGAGGGAUUUGAAAAAGAAGCAGGCUUUGAGGGUGAAGUAUGGCAUCAAAGACGAAAUGGUCCUGCCGUUUGAACCGGUGCCCAUCAUUGAAAUCCCGGGCUAUGGCAGCCUUUGUGCUCCGUCGGUCUGCGAUGAGCUCAAAAUCCAAAGCCAGAAUGACAGAGAGAAACUUGCCGAGGCCAAGGAGAGGGUGUACCUGAAAGGCUUUUAUGAGGGAGUAAUGUUGGUGGAUGGAUUCAAGGGACAAAAAGUUCAAGAUGUCAAGAAGGUUAUUCAGAAGAUGAUGGUGGAUAAUGGUGAAGCCAUGAUUUAUAUGGAACCUGAGAAACAAGUGAUAUCGAGGUCUGCUGAUGAAUGUGUCGUGGCCCUUUGUGACCAGUGGUACUUAGAUUAUGGUGAAGAGAACUGGAAGAAACAGGCAUCAGAGUGCUUGAAACAUCUAGAGACGUUUUGUGAGGAGACAAGGAGGAAUUUUGAAGCUACCUUGGGUUGGCUGCAAGAGCACGCGUGCUCCAGGACGUACGGCCUAGGGACGCGGCUGCCGUGGGACGAGCAGUGGCUGAUCGAGUCCCUCUCCGACUCCACCAUCUACAUGGCCUAUUACACCGUGGCUCAUCUGCUGCAGGGGGGCGACCUGCGGGGCCAGGGGGACUCUCCGCUGGGCAUCAGGGCACAUCAAAUGAGCAAGCAGGUUUGGGACUACAUCUUCUUCAAGGCAGCUCCGUUUCCUAAAACAGACAUUCCCAAAGAGAAGUUGGACAAGCUGAAGGAGGAGUUUGAGUUUUGGUAUCCUGUGGAUCUCAGAGUUUCUGGCAAGGAUCUGGUGCCCAAUCACCUGUCGUACUACCUGUACAACCACGUGGCCAUGUGGGCAGAGCAGAGAGACAAAUGGCCCGUGGCUGUGAGAGCAAAUGGACAUCUGCUCCUCAAUUCGGAGAAGAUGUCUAAAUCUACAGGCAACUUCCUUACUCUGUCUCAAGCUGUGGACAAGUUUUCUGCAGAUGGCAUGCGGUUGGCCUUGGCUGAUGCUGGAGACACGGUUGAAGAUGCCAACUUUGUGGAAGCCAUGGCAGAUGCUGGCAUUCUUCGUCUCUACACAUGGGUGGAGUGGGUGAAGGAGAUGAUUGCAAACAGAGACAGUCUGAGAAGUGGUCCUGCCAACACCUUCAACGACAGAGUCUUUGCCAGUGAAAUGAGCGCAGGCAUCAUGAAGACAGACCAAAACUAUGAGAAGAUGAUGUUUAAGGAAGCUCUGAAAACUGGCUUCUUUGAAUUCCAGGCAGCAAAAGACAAAUACCGUGAGCUGGCGAUCGAAGGGAUGCACAGAGAGCUGGUGUUCCAGUUCAUUGAGGUUCAGACCCUGCUCCUGGCUCCCAUCUGUCCCCACUUGUGUGAGCACGUCUGGUCACUGCUGGGAAAGCCCGAUUCCAUCAUGAGAGCCUCGUGGCCGGCAGCAGGUCCCGUGGACGAGGUUCUCAUUCGCUCCUCUCAGUACCUGAUGGAAGCGGCUCACGACCUGCGGCUCCGGCUCAAGAGCUACCUGACGCCUGUGAAAGGGAAGAGAGGCGCCCGAGAGCCGUGCGAGAAGCCGUCGCACUGCACGGUGUUCGUGGCGCGCAGCUACCCGCCCUGGCAGCACACCGCCCUGUCGGCCCUGCGCCGCCACUACCAGGUCAGCGGAGGCCACCUGCCCGAUAAUAAAGUCAUUGCCGGGGAGCUCAGCGCCCUGCCGGAGCUGAAGAAGUACAUGAAGAAGGUUAUGCCGUUUGUUGCCAUGAUCAAGGAAAAUCUGGAGAAGAACGGUUCGCGCGUUCUUGAUCUGGAGCUGGAAUUUGAUGAGCGUGCGGUGCUCAUGGAGAAUAUCGUCUACUUGACGAACUCCCUGGAGCUGGAUCACAUUGAAGUGAAGUUUGCGUCUGAAGCAGAAGACAAAAUCAAAGAAGACUGCUGUCCUGGAAAACCAUUUUCCGUAUUCAGAACGGAGCCCAGCGUGUCCGUGUUCCUGGUGAACCCUCAGCCGUCGAAUGGCCACUUCUCUACCAAAAUCGAGAUCAGGCAAGGAGACAACAGAGAGACGGUGAUCAGGCGCCUCAUGAAGAUGGACAGAGGAAUCAAAGAUCUCUCGAAAGUGAAGCUGAUGAGGUUUGAUGAUCCUGUGCUUGGGCCCCGCCGGGUUCCAGUCCUCGGCAAGGAGGAAGCGGAGAAGAGCCCGAUUCUGGAGCAGGCCAUCUUCCACAUCGACCUGCAUGAGAAACGCGUUCGCGUCACUGAGAACGGCCUGACAAAGGACAUCGGCGACACGCUCGUUUAUCUCGUUCAUUAAGCUGGCACGUACCCGACUCGAUCCCAGUACUGAGAAACCUCCCGGAGUGACUUUGAAAUCAUCUGUAGUGAACAAAGAUAAGAACUAGUUCUAUAAAAAGGUCCACCUAAAGCAACCUAAUUUUGCAUGCAAGUUCACCCCAUCUCUUUUAAGAAGUGGAUAUAAUAAACUUAUUUUCCUCUGGC